Molecule: messenger RNA, 7105 nt
Organism: Phacochoerus africanus (Common warthog)
Lineage: Eukaryota; Metazoa; Chordata; Mammalia; Artiodactyla; Suidae
Gene: EIF4EBP2
Product: eukaryotic translation initiation factor 4E binding protein 2
Exons: 3
Coding region: 299-661 (120 amino acids)
Biological process (GO): negative regulation of translational initiation
Cellular component (GO): cytoplasm
Molecular function (GO): eukaryotic initiation factor 4E binding
Source: RefSeq, a predicted model, not a curated record
CGGUCGUCGUCGUAGCCGCUGCUGCCGCUGCUGCUGCUGCUGCUGCUGCUGCUGCUGAGGCUGCUGGCGGAGGCCGGAGGAUCGGGCGGCGGCGGCAGCGGCGGCUGAGAGGGCGGCGGCGGGAGCGGAGCGGGACGAAGGAACGAGAGGAAGCGAGUGGGGAGCGAGCGGAGCACGUCCAGCCCCGCCCGCCCUUCCGCCCGCCAGAGCAGGAGCAGCCCGGGCCCCCAGCUGCCGCCGCCGCCGCCGCCCGCCUGCCAGCCCGCGGGACAAAGCCUGAGAGCCCGCGCCCAGAGCCAUGUCCUCGUCCUCCGGCAGCGGCCACCAGCCCAGCCAGAGCCGUGCCAUCCCCACCCGCACCGUGCCCAUCAGCGACGCCGCGCAGCUACCUCAUGACUAUUGCACCACGCCCGGGGGGACCCUCUUCUCCACCACGCCGGGAGGAACUCGAAUCAUUUAUGAUCGAAAGUUUCUGUUGGAUCGUCGCAACUCUCCCAUGGCUCAGACCCCACCCUGCCAUCUGCCCAACAUCCCAGGAGUCACCAGCCCUGGCACCUUAAUUGAAGACUCCAAAGUAGAAGUAAACAAUUUGAACAACUUGAACAAUCAUGACAGGAAGCAUGCAGUUGGGGAUGAUGCUCAGUUUGAGAUGGACAUCUGACUGUCCUGCGAGGAUCAGAAGAAAAGCAGUAACACCGAUAGCUGUGUGUACAUGAUUUGGCGGAUGGGAUCAACAAUGCAGAGAUGGAAGAGGCAGUACCAGCAGUCCCCGUUGCAGUCUCCACCUCCUCCUGGUGCCAAAGGAUGCGAAGAUAAGCCGCAUCCAGCCAUUUCUUAUCCCUGUUUCCUGUUCCCCUUCUCACUUAGACAGUUAGAUUGAAGGCCCUUGUCAUAUUUCUGUAGAACUAAGCAGCCCACAGAGGAAAACGGUUAAACUCUGGUUCUCUCCCCUGCCCCCAUUUUUUAAAAAAUCCCCAAUCAAAUAUCAACCUACCAAUAAUUGGCUGCUGGGAAGUCUGGGGACGUGAUAGGGAGGUUGGUUGGGUUCCGCAGCAUUCGUAUUCUUACCCUCUCUGUCUCUCCUUGUCUUGCUCAUGGUUCAGUGCUGCAGGAGUCUGGGUUUGGGGUCCUGAAAACCAUUAGAGGGAAAUGGUAAACAGGAAGAGAGCUGCUUUCCCUUUUCCCUUGAAGUGUUUGUCCUUGGGGACAGAGCACUGUUCGUACAACUCUAGUAGCAUUACCCUGUGGCACUGUUUUGAGGUCCACUUCCCCUCCUUCCUCUGGGAGGAAUGUCUUCAGUCUUUAGUAUUAUAAUUCAUCUUCCCAUUCCUUUACUUAGCAUGUUUGUGCAAACAUUUCUUAACUCUGCAUCAGAAGGGAGUCCUCAGUCACCAGCUCUUCCUUCCUCCCCUUCUCCCAUUCUUCCCUGCUUUGUAUCUUGUUGCUUGCAAGUCCUUUUGUACGCUGAGCUAUCCAGCUGGUUUCACCUGCUCCUAAAGCAGGUCCCUACCACGUGACAAGGUGCUUUGGAUAAGGCCAGGAUCGUAUUCUACAGGACGCUACCCUGCAGGGUGAUGACCUUGGAAGAUGUCGCACUGUUUGAGUGCACUCAAACAGUCCAGUGAGCAUUGUGAUAGUUGUUCUCUCUGAUUGCAGUUUCUUAUAUUUUGAACUUAAAGUUGACUUUCAGAGUGUUUGUAGAACAGAGCUAGACUUUUUUCCUUUGUGGACCUGCUUUGUUUGGCUGCUGGGAUAGAUAAGCAUGGGUUAAAAAUGUGUUCUUCCCAAUUUUCCAGCCUUUCCCAUGGUACUCUGAAUUCCUUCCCCCUCCCUCCCUCCCUUUCUCUUUCCCCUUUCUCUGCAAGGCCAUUUUUCAGAUGUACAUCCAGGAUACCUCAAGUGUUGGUAUCUGAUAAUAUCUGGCCCUCCUCUUAUCUGAGGAGUGACCUUUUAUUUUUAAGAUGAGUACAGACCUAUUUUUAGAUAUGUUUUCAGUACAAUUUUGAACAGCAACUUUUUACUUAUACAUCUUCCGGUGUUGGGAAGGUGAGAAAUGUCCAUAGGCGAGUCUGCUGUUCCAUGUCACCUACCUUUGUCUCCCCCAGUCCCUUAUGAGCUCUUUUCUUCUCCCUCAAGUUUUGGGUGUGCAUGUUUGGAGUUUGUAGUGGGUGGUUUGUGAAACUGGACCGUUCUGCCUUCCCUGGGUUGUUCACAGAAGCCUCGUUCUUUUACCCUUUGCUGCUUCCUUCCCCACCAUGAGGUCCUGACUGUUGACUGGCACUGUAAUCCCGGGAGAGUGACUCCCCUUAUAGAAAUAUAAGUAAAAUAGCCACUGGUAUCCUGGGAAUUCCUGGUUGUAUUUGGUGCCCUGAACCCUCUUAUUAAGAGAUCAGAUCCUGGGGUGAGAAUAACAGGCCAGUUGGCUAAUAAAGAAAGCUGUUUGGUUUUCUUUUGAGCUACGAAAAGACCCUGUUUGCAAAUACAUUUUUGCUAAUACAUUCUGCAAAUACAGAAGAGAGGAAGGAUGUCCAAGGAACUUUGUUCUGUUUUCUGCUACAAAAUGUGAAUAGUUCAAAGAGUGAAACCUUUUGUGAUGGUUGAUGUCUCUCAGGAAUAAGCUGGAUCUCCAGUUUUGGAGAUGCUUUCAGUCUCAAAAAUUGAUGAUCAGAAAAGUAUUUUUUGUUUGUUUGUUUAAUGUAUCUCUGUUCUGAUUUUAAUUAAACUACAAAUUUCACUUUACAUACGCUUGGGAAAAACGAAGGUGCAUUGGGAGCUUGAUUCUUCAGGAAUGAAGCUUUCAUUCUUCUCAAACCCCAACCUUGGCACCCUGUGGAAUAUUACCCAGCUACAGCAAGUAGUUGGUCUGUCAGUGAGUGGAAGUGUUUCCCUGGCUUGGUAUUAAUUGCUGCAUAUGAAAAUUCGGCUGGCUCACUGAGCAACAGGGAAUGAAUUGGAAGACCUGCUGACUUGAGUAGGCUCAAGAUGCCAUUUCUCCUUUUUUGCUAUCCUAAGGAAUCUCCGCACAUGGCCCCCUAAUCAGAGAGUAUUUUGGGGGAGCGUCAUCUAUGUCAUAUAGCAGCUGCCAAACCCCUUAGCUGUCUCGGUAAGGACCCUCUUUACUGCUCAGGGCAAUUAAUUGUUCCCCAGAGGCCAUUACUCUGGUGAUUGUUCGGCCUCCAAAAUCUGUGUUUUUUGGGGUUUGUUUGUUUAAAGGUUGCACCUGCGGCAUAUGGAGGUUCCUAGGCUAGGGGUCGAAUCGGAGCUACAGCUGCCUGCCUGUGCCAGAGCCACAGCAGUGCCGGAUCCUCAGCCCCCCAAGUGAGGCCAGGGAUCAAACCCACAGCCUCAAGGUUCCUAGUUGAAUUCGUUUCUGCUGCACCAUGACAGGAUCUCCCAAAAAUCUAUGUUUUAAAGAUAAUUUCACAAGGCAGUAGGUAACACCUGAAAAUUCGGCCUCAUAGAUUCAUUUUCAGGGCAAGCCAGAAUCCAGUAGGUGGUUUACUCCUGGAUGUUUGAGAGGAUCUCACAGUUGAAACCCUAAAUGAACGGUAUACCUGGGCUUUUUCCUGGAGCAGGAAUGCCCUUAAGAUAUCAUUUGUGUGAGACAAUUCUUAAAAUUGUAGUGAUUAUUUGUACUUUUCUUUUUAUGAGAAAACCAUGUUUCCGUACUUCUGGGAUAAUCCAUCUGAAUGCGAAAGGACCCCUUCUCCCUCCAAAUUCCAGCAGGAGACAUGCAUUGUCAUGAUUCUGCCUCCUUCGUGGUGUGAUGUAUUGAGUUCACCAUUUCCCUGUAUUCUGUUUAAAUAGCUGUAGUGUUCUCAAGAGCACGUUGUAGAGAAGCUGGCUUCUAGCUGUUAGGCUUCCAAGCCGAGUUUUAUCUUUUCACCUGUGUAAGUUAUCUAUUGCUAUUUAAUAGAUUACCCCCAAUUAAAAAUCUUAAAAGAGCAAGCAUUAUCAGUCAGUUUCUGUGGUUAGGAGCUGGGAAACAGCCUAGCCUGGUGGUUCUGACACAAAGUCAUAGGAAGUUGUAGUCAAGAGUCCUCAGGGCCUGUAGUCGCCUAGGGCUUGAGAAUCCACUUCUGAGCUCUUCUGACAGUCUCUGAAAGCACACGCCAGCACUCCUUCCUCAUCCUGUCCCUUAACAACAAGCCACUACGCCCAGCCUGCACUCGGGGAGGGGACUACCCCUGCCCUGAUGAAUGGAGCAGGACCAAAGCAUUUGUGGUAGUAUCUUAAAAUGCCUCACCUCCAACAGAGGGCGAACCCAGGUCAGGAGGGGGUAGCUUUAAAUUAGAUGACAUACUGAGAGAGGUACUGUUACUGAAGACAGUUCUCUAAGACAUGAGUUGAAAAACAUAAAAAACAGACUCUCUCCUCAUGGCCACCUGCCAGUUAUGAGGGGGUGGCAAGAAACGGCAAUCCCCAGGAGAAUAUAUCUAUACGUUUGCCUGAUGUAUACUACCAGCAACCCAAGGAUGCAUUGCAAGUCCUUGUUCUGGUAUCUCUAAGACUCGGUACCACUUCCUUGCUGUCCCCUCAGCCAGGUGUUGACAGAGGGAAUUGGAUUCUUCUAAUUGAGCCACUCCAGUGGACUUCAUUGGAGUUAGGGUUGUUAAGCAAAGGGAGCAAACAUGAAUUAGCUCUAGGGUUAUUGGGCUAAGGAAAAGCUAACUGUUCAGAUUCAGGGUGAAGGGGCUCACAGCAUCUGAAAGCCAGGUCCCCAUGAGAGUCAAUCCUUGGCAUCUGCUCUCGAAAACCACACCGGUUGAAGCAGACUUGGGUUGGGUCUCUCACCCGAGAAGCCACUUCUUUCUUAAUAAGAAUGGAACAUCUGGGAAGUAGAAGGUCUGCUUGAUUCUUUAAAUCCGGUGUGCAGCUUAACUCUUCAUGCCCUCCUCAUCCUGGCCUUCGUGAUGGAAAUGGGUUCUUAAAGAGCACCAGUCCUGUCUUCACGCUCAAGGGAAACUUAGAUGAGGCUCAUCAGUUCAACACAUUCUUAGUGAAUGUCUGCUGUGUUUCUGGCACCCAUGCCCAACCAAGUUUAUAAAGUUUCCAGACAUCUUAAGAAUGCAAAUUCUUGUUUGGAUUUAUGUUCCGCCUCUUCCCCGCAUUUUCUUAUCUAUAGCCCUGCUUGCUUUAAAGAGUAUACUUGAAUGAGAAAGCAUUGCUGCUGAGGCAGCUAUUUUUAAAAAGGUACUUCUUCCAGGAGUAAGGAACUUAUCUUUAAAGCACCUUCAAAUGAAUUUUUUCCUUCCGAUAUUGAGAUGGAGUCAAAAUAAAUGGUCUUUGUUUAUGCUGUUUGAGUUACCAGCUCUUUGGGUCUCUCAGACUUCACUCCCCAGUUCAGAUAGUUCCUGCUAGAGGUGUAGGCUCCACUCAGAGGCCAUUGCACAGCCAGUACAUGUUGACUGCCUGCUUGGAUCAAGACACCUCGUGUAAGGUGCUCAUAAAGUGCUCAUCGUGUUGGCAGCAGUAUCCCAGAAACAAUUUUUCCCUCCUCCUCACCUUGGAGGUGUGAUGAGGUGUCAAGUGUCUUGGCUGCUUGAAGCUAGGGGCCCUUAGCCCACUGCACUCCCUUCUAGACAGGAGGCCCAUUGCUUUGCUCUCUGGGUCAGAAUUUCCCCUUCUCGGCAUGUUUCUGGACCACAUGCCUGUGGACAGCUAUUUAUUAACCGCGAAACCCAAUCUCUUACCAACCCAUGACAUCUGGUGGGGGAUAGUAUUUGUUUUAAAGAAGCAUUGUUUCUUUGGGGAGGGGGCAAACUUCUGUCUGGACUUUGAAGGGGACAUAGUUACCAUUCAUUACCACCUACCCCCCAACAACUCUUUUCUUUACCUCCCAGCUUUUAAUAAAAGAUGACAUCAGAUCUUGAGGCAAUUGGGUCACAGUAUUUUAGAAUGCUUAUUCCCCAGGGCAUUUUCUGUUCUAGUCAUAUUUUUCCAGUCGAGUAAUAGAGUUUCUGAGACUAGCUCACCGACGGCGAGGCUAGGGUGAUUGAUACAGUCAUUCGUGUCACCUUUCCCACCCCCCCGGAAUUAAUGUUUCUCUCUCUGACUGGUCUUGGAAGUUGAUACCUUUUGGCAAAGCUUAGCUUUAGGAGAAGUCUUUCAAGCCCUGUUCAGUCGAUCUGUGGUUUCUCCUUGCUUCCUCUGCCAGCAGCUCUGGCCAGCCACACUGUGUGGAUCCCAAGUGGAAAACAGCAGAGAUGAAACACAUUCCUGGGGUAUUUAAACUCUCACUCUGCCACCUUUCCAAGAGUGGGAGGCUGGCAGGGAGAUGCUGCAAUGCUUGAUAAUCAUUUGGCCACAUUGAAAUUUCCAAAGGGAGCUUUUGCUGGUGCUUAAAACCAAAAUUCCUGGACAUGUAAGAUUGAAUGAAUCUAGCACAAAAUAUCCAUUCUUGCCCCAGUGUACCCCCUUCCUCUCUGUCUUAAGCUUAAAAAAAAAAAAAAAAAGAAAAAGCCCAGGCCAAGGGUAAUUUUUACUUGAAACCAGGAGAGUGGGGGAGGAACACUAGAGAUGAGGGGCGAGCUGUGCAGGGAGUCAUCCUGCUCCUGGUGUCUGUUCCAGUCACUGAGGACUGUCAGCCAGUGCCUUUCCUUCGCCUGGAGAUGGAGCCCAUCUCUUUCCACUGGGUGAGGAGACCCUUUCUAACCAGGGGUGACCCUUAAAGAGGGUGUCUGGGAGAGCCCAGAGGACACUCACAUAUUUGGGUGUCUAUUUUAAGCAUCCUUAAAAUAUUUUAUAUAUUUAAAAAAACAAAAAACAAAAAAAACGCUCUUCCCUGUCUUUGUGCCACCCGUGGCCCAGUUCCAUCCACUCUGAAUGGAAAAGCGGAGACUGCCAGUACUUUUCUUGGUCUUCCCUUGGUCUCUUGCUGCGGGUGUCCCAUUCCCCCUCCUGUCCAUCUCCCUGUGGUGGAUGGAGAGCCGAGGACACCAUGCAGUCCUGAGGCAGUCCUAUGUGACUCCAGGAUCAGGUUUUUGUUUUUUGUCUUUUCUGACUGUCCUUCCAAACCAGCAAGUGUUUGGAAACUAGGGGAAAAAAUUAAAUUCUCACCAAUGGUUGCUGUUACAGUUAAAUCAAUAAAGAUCUUGAGUGUCAA